AUUAACUAUGCCUGUUCUAUCCACUAAACCUACUCGUUCAUAUAAUGUUCGUUCAAUUAGCUUUCCAGCUAGAUCACAUCCUAGUAUGGGAAAAAUUGAAGAAAGAUUGAACAAAUUAAGUUCCACGGAGAUAUCAUCGUUGGCGAAUGCUGAAACAAUUCGUGCUCGACUAUCUAGCCUUGCGGAGAUAUACAAAUGUAUAGAGGAUCUGCUGAAUCUGCCAUUGACUCGACAAGCAUUAGCAAAACAUCAAGAAGAGAAAUGGGUAAGUGACACGUUAGAAGAUUUGAUAAACUACUUAGAUAUAUGUGGCAACACAAGAGAUAAUAUUUUGUUAAUGAAAGAAAGUGUUAGAGAAGCUCAAUCAGCUCUUAGACGAAGCAAAGGAGGAGGAGACUUAAGCAUUGAAAGUGAAGUAAACGCUUAUAUUUCCUCAAGAAAGAAGAUGAAAAAGCAAGCAUCAAAAUCACUUGCAUCGUUGAAGCAGAAAGAUAGAAUAUUUACAGAGUCUUAUAUGUUCAAUUCAGAUUAUCACUAUCUACUUACAAUAGUGAAAGCAAUUAGAGAGACAAGUUGGAUCACCAUUUCCAUUAUUAGUUCACUCUUAUUUUUCUUUUCUGUGCCAAUCUUGAAACCAAAGAACAGUAAAUGGUGUUUGCUUUCAAGAUUGGUGCAUAAAGGGGCAGCAGGAGCAUGUGAAGGCCAACAAGAGAAUAUGAAUGAGUUAGAAAAGGUGGAUCUUGCACUUAGUAAUCUUUUGGUGGCUAAAGAUUUGAAGCUACAGAAGAUACAAUUUACAGAGAAAAUGCUGGAAAUCUUGGAUAUUAGUAUCCAAGAAUUUGAAAAUGAAUUGGAAUGCUUGUUUAGGCAUUUAAUUCAUACUAGAGUCUCCCUCCUGAAUAUAGUUUCUCACCAAUUAGACUAAUUUUUAGUGUAUAUUUGUAUUAUCUAUUAGUAGAAUCCUCAAAUUUUGGAGGAUCUACACAAAGUUGCUAACCUGUCUAGAUAAAAAAAGAAAAAAAAGGAAAAAUGUACAAUUAUGUUCAAGAAUUUCAUUUUAUA
Molecule: messenger RNA, 1062 nt
Organism: Jatropha curcas
Lineage: Eukaryota; Viridiplantae; Streptophyta; Magnoliopsida; Malpighiales; Euphorbiaceae
Biological process (GO): root development; shoot system development
Source: RefSeq, a predicted model, not a curated record